AGCUUCGCCGAGGUGAUGGCUUGCCAGAACAUGACGGACGGACAGCUCUACGCCUGCAAGACGCUCAAGAGACACUUCGGAAGCGUGGAUCAGGCCCUGGGAUUGACCGAGGUCCGGGCACUUCGUCGAAUCCGGCCGCACCUGAACGUCAUCCAGUUGCACGACAUCAUCUUCGACAAAAAGUCGGGCCGCCUGUGUUUAGUCUUCGAGCUUAUGGACCUCAACAUGUACGAAUUGCUCAAAGCUCGCCAGAAGCCAUUGCCAGAAUUCAGGGUCAAAAACUACAUGUACCAGCUACUGAGCUCCCUGCACCACAUACACAGGCACGGAAUCUUCCACAGAGACGUGAAACCGGAAAACUUGCUCAUCAGAGACAAUCUGCUGAAACUGGGCGAUUUCGGCAGCUGUCGCGGCAUCAACACAAAGAGACCCUACACCGAGUACAUCUCGACGAGGUGGUACCGCCCCCCUGAGUGCCUUCUGACCAGCGGUCACUACAGCUACAAGAUGGACAUGUGGGCAGCCGGCUGUGUCUUCUUCGAAGCUCUCACACAGUUUGAGGCGAUGGCUAUACGCAAAAUGAAUAGCUUCUGUGAUUGGCAACCAUCAGCAUAA
This is a messenger RNA of Uloborus diversus, 615 nucleotides long. Its product is annotated as MAPK/MAK/MRK overlapping kinase-like. NCBI's taxonomy places the organism in Eukaryota, Metazoa, Arthropoda, Arachnida, Araneae, Uloboridae. Gene Ontology annotation, cellular component: cytoplasm; nucleus. Bases 16 to 615 code for a protein of 199 amino acids. Gene Ontology annotation, biological process: intracellular signal transduction; protein phosphorylation. The transcript is spliced from 8 exons. The record is from RefSeq and is a predicted model, not a curated record. Gene Ontology annotation, molecular function: protein serine/threonine kinase activity; ATP binding.